Messenger RNA from Galeopterus variegatus (Sunda flying lemur), 2732 nucleotides. Its product is annotated as voltage-gated potassium channel subunit beta-1. Gene Ontology annotation, cellular component: extrinsic component of cytoplasmic side of plasma membrane; voltage-gated potassium channel complex; membrane. Lineage: Eukaryota; Metazoa; Chordata; Mammalia; Dermoptera; Cynocephalidae. The transcript has 12 exons. Gene Ontology annotation, biological process: potassium ion transport; negative regulation of delayed rectifier potassium channel activity; transmembrane transport. Gene Ontology annotation, molecular function: voltage-gated potassium channel activity; transmembrane transporter binding; potassium channel regulator activity. Bases 68 to 955 code for a protein of 295 amino acids. The record is from RefSeq and is a predicted model, not a curated record.
UUAUUCUUUUCUAGGAACAUGGGUGACUUUCGGAGGUCAAAUUUCAGAUGAGGUUGCUGAGCGGCUGAUGACAAUCGCCUAUGAAAGUGGCGUUAAUCUCUUUGAUACUGCUGAGGUCUAUGCUGCUGGAAAGGCUGAAGUGAUUCUGGGGAGCAUCAUCAAGAAGAAAGGCUGGAGGAGGUCCAGCCUGGUCAUAACAACCAAACUCUACUGGGGAGGAAAAGCUGAAACAGAAAGAGGGUUGUCAAGAAAGCAUAUUAUUGAAGGAUUGAAGGGCUCCCUCCAGAGGCUGCAGCUGGAGUAUGUGGAUGUGGUCUUUGCAAAUCGACCAGACAGUAACACCCCCAUGGAAGAAAUUGUUCGAGCCAUGACACAUGUGAUAAACCAAGGCAUGGCUAUGUACUGGGGCACCUCGCGGUGGAGUGCUAUGGAGAUCAUGGAAGCCUAUUCUGUAGCGAGACAAUUCAAUAUGAUCCCGCCAGUCUGUGAACAAGCCGAGUACCACCUUUUCCAGAGAGAGAAGGUGGAGGUCCAGCUGCCGGAGCUCUACCAUAAAAUAGGGGUUGGCGCAAUGACAUGGUCUCCACUUGCCUGUGGAAUCAUCUCAGGAAAAUAUGGAAACGGGGUGCCUGAAAGUUCCAGGGCUUCGCUGAAGUGCUACCAGUGGUUGAAGGAAAGAAUCGUAAGUGAAGAAGGGAGAAAACAGCAAAACAAGCUAAAAGAUCUUUCCCCAAUUGCUGAGCGUCUGGGAUGCACACUACCUCAGCUAGCCGUUGCCUGGUGCCUGAGAAAUGAGGGUGUGAGUUCCGUGCUGCUAGGAUCAUCCACUCCUGAACAACUCAUUGAAAACCUCGGUGCCAUUCAGGUUCUCCCAAAGAUGACAUCACUUGUGGUAAAUGAGAUUGAUAACAUAUUGCGCAACAAGCCCUACAGCAAAAAGGACUACAGAUCAUAAGGCAAUGCAUGAGCCACAGAAGCUGCAUGGUUAACAUAGCGGUCUGUAUCCAGUACAGAACGGUGUUACUAGCCAGUCUUUUGAAAAGUCACUUCGCAGCCUGCCGCUCAACCUCUAGUGUCCCUGGAUUCCUUGAGGUGUCUGCUGUCGCUACCACUGUGCACCUGAAUUAUGAGCACAUCUGAAAACUCACAACCUAGAAUAGCCAUUCUAUUUUCUUAUCUUCGACUGGAGUCACCUAUUCUUGCAUUGCUCUGUACACCUCAUACUUAUGCAAUGGAAAGAAUAUGGGGGAAAAAGAUGAAUUACCUUCAGGCAUAUGGUAACUUAAAGAAGGCUGUACAGAUAUAUUUUUUCAAAAGAACAAAAUCCACAGAUGCAAUGUGAAUUGCAUAAGAAACAAAGUAAGAUAUCUUCACUCAGAAAUCUUGCUUGGGAGAAUAAGCAGAAGCAAUUUUACACUUUUUUCCCUAUUUUCACAUUCAUAUUAACAAGUUUCAUUUCACUUGUCAUUCAACAAAACUAAAAUUUCUAAGUAUUUGCUUUCAUUACCUUUAAAAUUUUUACUGUUGCUUGGUCCCAAAAAUGGCCCUGUACAAUUUAUCAAGGUGUUUAACAGGAUUCAGUUAUGUCCAUUUACAUGCAGAGACAGUAAAAGGAUGAACAUCCCAAUCUUUUGCUGGAGACAUUAUGGCUAAUUUAUGAAAGGGAGGGUUACACUGCUAUAAAAACAGCUUCGAAUAAAACGCAAUGUAUCUGCAAUUAAGUGUUCAUUUACUACAUUUUAUUAAAACCUGCUUUAUACUUUCAAUUGCUUGUGGGCACAACUUCUGCAAGUUUAAAUAUUUGAGCUUUAAAAAUAAAUACACACAUGUUCAGUUUUGUAACUAAACCUGUAAAAUACCCAUAAAGGCAGACAUUCACUGUUUAAUUACAAUAUAAUGCUUGGCACUUUUGGGGAUUUUACAAUAUAAUGCUUGGCAUUUUUGAGGAGUUAUUAACAUGAAAGUUAAUCGCAGGCUUUGUGAAAAAUGCUAUGUCACUAUUCAGAAUAUGCUGGAUGAAUUAACUUGCCCGGUGAAAAGCAAAAUGUUAAAGAACUUCCUGACUCUAUAAUCACAUUAUAUGCACUAACCUAUAUGCAUGAAAGUUCUUUGCAUGGAAUGAAGGGGCUUGGCCUUGUUGCACUCAGAAUCUGAAGUACACCUAGCCCUGCCACUAUUGGCUACUUACCCUCAUUAAUACCCUACUUGAGAAAAAUUGUGAGAAUAAACUGUGUGUGUUGAUAUCUGUAAAAAGGGAGAAAACAUGUUUUUCUUUCUUUUUUGGAGGGGUCGGGGCAGGGUUGGUCCUUUAACUCUAUUUGUACAUCUGAGGAUGUACAAAAUUCUAAUUUAAUUUUCUGGUCAGCAGGUUCCCUCUAGAAAUAAUUUUGAGGUUUACAGAAGAAAUACAUCAUCUUAAAAUGCUAUUUUCUGUCCUCAUUUCCAGAUAUGUAUUUCAUGGUUAAGUUCUAAAUCUUAAAAUGUUAGUGGGAGACACCAACAAAUUUUCUUUUUAAUUACUACUACCUGUAUUCUAAUAGGGAGUUUGAAUUUUUGCACUAGAGUAUCAGAUUAAUGAUGGAAACAGAUCACUUUUUUCAGUUGUUCACUGUGUAUGCAAUCCAGUGAACUACUGUAUGUAUAAAUGAGCUGAGGUGCUGGCUAAUGGGAAAUGCAAUUGAACUUAUUUAUUUGCUUAGAAUAAUAAAAGCAUUUUGUGCAUUCAAUCUCAA